CAGAGAAGAGCGCGACCGCCAUUUUGAGCUUUCCCUUCCCUCAGACUCAAACACAUCACAAACCACAGGAGGAGUGCGGGUCCAGGCCAGGCGUCGUAUGACCGGACACAUUCCUCAUACCUGACGACAGGUUGGUUUCACAAUGCGACGGGGCGCCGCGUUUUGUUGUUUGUCUUUUUAGGGUCGGUUCGGGGAGCCGGCGGGGGUGAAAUUAGUGGCAACUCUUCGUCUCCGCGAACUUCCAAAUUGACGCUAACGUUGGUUGGAAACGGGUUUGAAUGGAUAGCUUCUUCCUCCGCUCUUCCCCGGUCGUUGGACAAUCGGAGGGGCACACGGACUGGGGAUAUUGCGGGCAAAACUGUUGAUUGUGUCCGCAGCAAAUGAGCCUUUGUUUUCACCGUUGCCCAUUUAUUACCGUUUGGCUGCCUAGCGUCAGGUAGCUCCGCGCUAGUUACCAGCGGGUUCCUGAAGAAGGUGCAAGUCGUGCUGCGAGUUCCUGUAAUUGCCCCUCGUUUCCCCGGGGUGAUUUAGGUCGCUUCAACGGGCUUUCCGUCUCCYGAGCCCUCGGUCCCGUCGUCAGCCAGCGACUCGCACCCACCAAAAGCGCCGAGAUUGGGCGAAUAGCGAGCAAAUACGUCCGCGUUUCUCUGCCCGCUCCCCAGCAGACCUUUCCUCCUCACUCCCCGGCGCUGACACCGGACAAGGCCGAGGUCGUCACAGAGCAGGCCCAGCCGCCGAGGCUUGACCUGUCCGCCCCACCUCUGCAUCUCACCACACCUCACCAGCAGUCCAGAGCCCGGUUCCCCGCCGUCGAGCCGAGCCCGGACAAGGUCGAGGGCGACAGAGACAGCAGGGAGCACCGCAUCACGACCACCACAGCCGCUGCCAACAUGAACCACCACCACACGCAGCAGCAGCAGCAGAAAGCCGGUGAGCAGCAGUUCAGUGAGCCGGAGGACAUGGAGAUGGAGGCUGGGGACACAGAUGAUCCUCCAAGAAUCCCAGCUAACCCAGUGAUCAAUGGUAACGUGGCCAUGGCAGAUGGACACAACAACACAGAAGAGGACAUGGAGGACGACACCAGCUGGCGAUCUGAGGCGACAUUCCGGUUUGUGGUGGAACGCUUCAGUCGCCUGAGCGAGUCUGUUCUCAGCCCGGCCUGCUUCGUCCGGAACCUGCCCUGGAAGAUAAUGGUGAUGCCGCGGUUCUAUCCUGACCGGCCUCACCAGAAGAGCGUUGGCUUCUUCCUGCAGUGCAACGCCGAGUCUGACUCCACGUCAUGGUCUUGCCACGCUCAAGCCAUGCUGAAAAUCAUCAACUACAAAGACGACGAGAAGUCGUUCAGCCGCAGGAUCAGUCACCUGUUCUUCCACAAAGAGAAUGAUUGGGGCUUCUCCAAUUUCAUGUCGUGGAGUGAUGUGACUGACCCAGAGAGGGGCUUCAUCGAUGACGACAAAGUCACAUUUGAAGUCUACGUCCAGGCAGACGCCCCACAUGGAGUGGCCUGGGACUCGAAGAAACACACAGGCUAUGUUGGGUUAAAGAACCAGGGAGCAACUUGUUACAUGAACAGCCUGCUACAGACACUCUUCUUCACUAACCAAUUACGACGGGCGGUGUACAUGAUGCCUACAGAAGGGGACGACUCAUCGAAGAGCGUUCCUCUGGCGCUGCAGAGGGUUUUUUAUGAGCUUCAACACAGCGACAAACCUGUUGGCACCAAGAAACUCACAAAGUCCUUUGGGUGGGAAACACUAGAUAGCUUCAUGCAACAUGAUGUACAAGAGCUGUGCAGAGUGCUCCUGGACAACGUGGAGAACAAAAUGAAGGGCACUUGUGUUGAAGGAACCAUUCCUAAACUAUUCAGAGGAAAGAUGGUGUCUUAUAUCCAGUGUAAGCAUGUGGACUACCGGUCUGAACGAAUAGAGGACUACUAUGACAUCCAGCUUAGCAUAAAGGGAAAGAAGAACAUUUUUGAGUCGUUUAAAGAUUAUGUUGCUACUGAACAGUUAGACGGAGACAACAAAUACGAUGCAGGAGAACAUGGUCUUCAGGAAGCAGAAAAGGGUGUGAAGUUUCUCACUUUCCCUCCAAUCCUUCACCUGCAGCUGAUGAGGUUCAUGUAUGACCCACAGACUGACCAAAAUAUCAAGAUUAAUGACAGGUUUGAGUUUCCAGACCAGUUACCUCUGGAUGAGUUCCUUCAGAAGCCAGACUCCAAGGACCCAGCCAACUACAUACUACAUGCAGUGUUGGUACACAGCGGGGACAACCAUGGCGGCCACUACGUCGUUUAUCUUAAUCCUAAAGGAGACGGCAAAUGGUGUAAGUUUGAUGAUGAUGUAGUGUCACGAUGCACCAAGGAAGAGGCCAUAGAACACAACUACGGWGGGCACGAUGACGACCUCUCAGUCCGCCACUGCACUAACGCAUAUAUGUUGGUUUAUAUCCGUGAGUCCAAGCUGAGUGAGGUGCUGCAGCCCAUGACUGAUGUGGACAUCCCUCAGCAGUUGGUGGAGCGUCUGCAGGAGGAGAAGAGAGUGGAGGCACAAAAGAGGAAGGAACGCCAAGAGGCUCACCUCUACAUGCAGGUCCAGAUGGUGACAGAGGACCAGUUCUGUGGGCAUCAGGGCAAUGACAUGUACGACGAGGAGAAAGUCAAGUACACGGUCUUCAAGGUCCUGAAAAGUUCCACUUUGCAAGAGUUUGUCCAGAACCUCUCCCAGACCAUGGGUUUCCCUCAGGACCAGAUGAGGCUGUGGCCCAUGCAGGCCCGCAGCAAUGGCACCAAGCGACCCGCCAUGCUCGACUACGAGGCUGAUUGCAACAAGUCGAUGAUUGACUUGAGUGACAACGAGAACCCCUGGACAAUAUUUUUGGAGACUGUGGAUCCAGAGAUGGCGGCCAGCGGGGCCACAUUACCUAAGUUCGACAAAGACCAUGAUGUCAUGUUGUUCUUAAAGAUGUAUGACCCAAAAACCAGGAGCUUAAAUUAUUGUGGACAUAUCUACACACCUAUAUCCUGCAAAAUAAGAGACUUGCUGCCGGUCAUGUGUGAGAGAGCAGGGUUUCAGCAGGAAACUAGCCUUAUCCUCUAUGAGGAAGUAAAGCCCAAUCUAACYGAGCGGAUACAGGACUAUGAUGUCUCUCUGGACAAGGCCCUGGAUGAGCUCAUGGACGGGGACAUAAUUGUCUUCCAGAAGGACGACCCAGAGAACGACAGCAGUGAGCUGCCUACGGCGAAGGACUAUUUCCGGGAUCUCUACCAUCGGGUUGACGUCAUUUUCUGUGACAAAACCAUCCACAACGACCCUGGCUUUGUGGUCACGCUCUCAAACCGCAUGAACUAUUUUCAGGUGGCCAAAACCGUCGCUCAGAGGUUGAACACAGAUCCAAUGCUGCUGCAGUUCUUCAAGUCACAGGGGUACAGGGACGGUCCAGGGAAUCCUCUCAGACACAACUACGAUGGGACACUGCGAGACCUGCUGCAAUUCUUCAAACCUCGGCAGCCCAAGAAACUUUAUUAUCAGCAGUUAAAGAUGAAGAUAACAGAUUUUGAGAACAGGAGGAGUUUUAAAUCCAUAUGGCUCAACAGCCAGUUCAGAGAGGAGGAGAUCACCCUCUACCCUGACAAACACGGCUGUGUGAGGGACCUUUUGGAAGAAUGUAAAAAGGCGGUGGAGCUGUCAGAAAACGGCUCUGAGAAGCUCAGGCUGUUAGAGAUAGUAAGCUAUAAAAUCAUCGGGGUUCACCAGGAGGACGAGCUGCUAGAAUGUUUAUCUCCUGCUGCCAGUCGCACCUUCAGAAUAGAGGAGAUUCCUUUGGACCAGGUGGACUUGGACAAGGACACUGAAAUGUUAAUCCCUGUUGCUCACUUCCAUAAGGAAGUCUUUGGCACCUUUGGGAUUCCCUUUUUGCUCAAGAUCCGACAGGGUGAGCCGUUUAGGGAGGUCAUGAGGAGGAUCCAGACCAUGCUGGACAUCCAGGAGAAAGAAUUUGAGAAGUUUAAGUUUGCGAUUGUGAUGAUGGGCCGACAUCAGUACAUCAAUGAAGACGAGUAUGAGGUCAACCUGAAGGACUUUGAACCACAGCCAGGUAACAUGUCCCACCCGCGCCCCUGGCUUGGCUUGGAUCAUUUCAACAAAGCUCCAAAGAGAGGUCGCUACACAUACCUGGAGAAAGCAAUCAAGAUCCACAACUAAAGCAGCCCACCCUUCCUCUUUCGUCCUCAUCGUCCUCAAAUCCCGCUCCGCCUUGCCCUCUCCUUCCUACUUUAACAAACCAUAACCACAGACRGUAACCAACCGUGUGUGUGUGUUUGUGUGAAAGGCUGUUUGGGCGUGUGCUUGUAUGUGUGUGUGUCCAUCACUGUUAACACCCACCUGGACAGCUCUGCACUGGCACCACGUCUUCAGAGAAACGGGAUCUCGCUGCAGCUGACGGAUUAUUCUUCAACCACAAAAAAACUGCACCAACCACCUCCCGACUUGAUUUUGUUGUACAUUUUAUAGGUUUUUUUUGUUUGUUUGUUUUUUCCUUUUAUCCGUCUCCCUCAGUGUUUGGAGGCUGUUCGGUCAUCUGCUCUUUUUUUUCCCCCCUGGCUUUUCUACCUGUUCACUGCCUGCUUUUUGUUGCCUGACUGGAAGUGGGAGACAUGAAAUUAGAUUUUAAGCUGAAAGAAGUAACGAGGGAAUACUUUGUGUCUUUUCCCUUGUUAUUCACUUUUUGUUUUCCAUGAGUUUAGGAUUUUUUUUUUUAAUAAAGAUCUUUUUAAAGAGGAA
This is a messenger RNA of Austrofundulus limnaeus, 4781 nucleotides long. It is a transcript of the gene usp7, whose product is annotated as ubiquitin specific peptidase 7 (herpes virus-associated). NCBI's taxonomy places the organism in Eukaryota, Metazoa, Chordata, Actinopteri, Cyprinodontiformes, Rivulidae. The transcript has 31 exons. The record is from RefSeq and is a predicted model, not a curated record. Gene Ontology annotation, cellular component: nucleus; cytosol. Gene Ontology annotation, biological process: protein deubiquitination; regulation of protein stability. Gene Ontology annotation, molecular function: cysteine-type deubiquitinase activity; protein binding. The coding region runs from base 891 to 4202 and encodes 1103 amino acids.